AUGGAGCUCCUCGCUAUAGAGAGCUUACUAGCCAGCGUCGUCGCUUCCCCUCUACUUCUUGCGGUAGCCUGCUGCUCUGUAUUACACGUGGCAGCAUGCGUACUGAAUAUCAUCUGGUCAGUCUGCGCGGGAUACCUACUCGGCGAGGCAGACUUCUGGACUAAAUUAUUGCCAGAAAAACGCGCUUACUGGAGAAAUAGGGUCGCCUGGGUUACAGGGUCUUCGAGUGGAGUCGGUUUGAGCUUGUGCCGUCUCCUUGCCCAGCGAGGAUGCCGCCUGAUCAUGUCGAGCCGGAAGAUGGAUGACUUGCAGGCCGCGAAGCAGGAUGUGGUUAGUUUCUGCGGUUCCAGGGGAUUGCAAAAGUCAGAAAGUGAUUUUCUCCUCCUUCCAUUCGACCUUAACAAUCUUGAAUCUUUCGAAACCAUUGUCAAAGAUGCCAUCUCGUGGUCUCGCGACGGACGGAUCGACUUCCUUUUCAACAACGCAGGUAUUUCCAGUAGAGGCAUGUUCAUGUCCUAUGACGCCACCGACAAGAUUCUCACGAUCGAUUUGCUUGCCCAGAUCAAGUUGACCAAGCUGGUUCUGCCAAACAUGGCCAAAGGAGGGUUCGGCCACAUUAUUUUUACGAAUUCAGCUUGCAGCAAGCUCGUCACCUGCGGCCAUGAGCCGUACGCCGUGGCAAAGAGAGGGCUGCUGUGUUUUGCGGAGGCGCUAUCAAGAGAGUUCAAAGCGAAGAACAUGAACAUCGCCGUAACAACUGCAAUCCUUGGUUAUGUCCGAACCAGCAUUGGCUCCCGCACCCUCGGACCAACAGGGAAAGCGCUAACGGACGAUUCCUCAUACAUGAACCCCUACGUCGCUGCAGGGAUGCCCCCUGACACCGUCGCGAAGCUGAUGCUGAAAGGGGGGUCAAACAAGCUCCGUGAAUGCUGGAUCGCCAAUAACCCGACUCUUGUAAGCAUCUACCUCCAAGCGUGCGUGCCAGGCCUAAUAAGCUUUCUUCUGGAUCUGCGGGCAGAAGCCCAUGCAGCCGCAGUCGAAGAAGAAGUCCGAGAGUUAGAAGAGAUUGCUCAGCGAGUACGACAAACCUGCCCGCAUGCCUAG
This is a messenger RNA of Besnoitia besnoiti, 1104 nucleotides long. Its product is annotated as oxidoreductase, short chain dehydrogenase/reductase family protein. The record is from RefSeq and is a predicted model, not a curated record. The transcript is spliced from 5 exons. The coding region runs from base 1 to 1104 and encodes 367 amino acids. Lineage: Eukaryota; Apicomplexa; Conoidasida; Eucoccidiorida; Sarcocystidae. Gene Ontology annotation, molecular function: oxidoreductase activity.